AGAUGACUGAAGGACCGGAGGAAACCAUUUAAAACGCUAAUGAGCGAGCGAGCGAGUUCAUACAUUUUUUGGGGCACCGGAGUGACUUGGGGAGGGAGUAAGUGAGUGAGUGAGUGAGUUAGGGAGCACCGCGGCGACGUACCGAGCGAGCGAGCGAGCGAGCGAGCCACCAGCACCACCGACCGACUGACUGAACGCGCAACCCGCACCAGAGCUGGCCGGCUUUACGUGCUCUUUUGUCACUCCAGAACGCCGGACCGGACCGACACACAAAAGGCACUUUUAAAACAACAAUCCAGAAUCCUCCUUCAGAUGAAUCCUAAAACACACUUGCUGUGGAUUCUUCUGCUGUGCGCGGCUGCCUUUACGCACGGACAAAAUGGUGGAGACGAGCUGUCGACUGUCGACGUCUCCGUCAAGUACAACAUGAGGAAGAGUUUGGAUCUGGACCAGAAGGGCUGCUAUCUGAAUGCUGGUAACAAGGAUUGUCUCCAGCGGUGCGGCUUCAACGCCACGGCCAAGACCAUCUUCAUCAUCCACGGCUGGACGAUGAGUGGCAUGUUUGAAAGCUGGAUGCAAAAGCUGGUGGCCGCCGUCAUGAGGCGUGAGAGCGAGGCCAACGUGGUUGUGGUGGACUGGAUCUCCAUGGCCCAGCAGCUGUACCCGGACGCCGUCAACUACACGCACGCCGUCGGCCGGGACAUCGCCGCCAUGCUGGACUGGCUUCAGGAUGAGCUGAAUUUGCCUCUGGAGAAGGUGCACCUGAUCGGCUACAGCUUAGGGGCUCACGUCGCGGGCUACGCGGGGACGCACGUGCGCGGAACCCUCGGGAGAAUCACCGGCUUGGACCCGGCGGGGCCGAUGUUUGAGGGUGUGGAGGAGGAGAGGCGCCUUUCUCCCGACGACGCCGACUUUGUGGACGUCCUCCACACGUACACGCGGGAAGCCUUAGGAGUGAGCAUCGGGAUCCAACAGCCCAUCGGCGACGUGGACAUCUACCCCAACGGAGGCGAAAUCCAACCCGGGUGCUCGCUGGGCGACGUGCUGGCCGUGGCCGGAAACUUUAUGGAGGUGAUGAAGUGCGAGCACGAGCGAGCCGUGCACCUGUUUGUGGACUCGCUGAUGAACCGGGAGCACGUGAGCUUCGCCUACCAGUGCAGCGACCCGGAGCGCUUCAAGAAAGGCAUCUGUCUGAGCUGCCGCAAAAACCGCUGCAACAACAUCGGCUACGAGGCCCGCAAGAUGCGCAAGAGACGCAACAGCAAGAUGUACCUGAAGACGCGGGCCGACACUCCCUUUGGAGGUUACCACUACCAGAUGAAGAUGCACGUGUUCGACAGAAAGCAGGCGGACAACGCAGACCCGACCUUCCACGUCAAGCUGAGCGGAGAGCAUAACGACACGGAGGACAUCUUCGUCGACGUGCACGAAAACUCCAUCGGCCUGAACCUGACCAACACCUUCUUGGUGUUCACUGAGGAAGACAUUGGCGACCUGCUGAGGAUCCAACUGAGUUGGGAAGGUGACGGCGAGUCGUUAUAUUCCGUGUGGAAGAACAUCAAGAAGAGUUUCUGGGCCUGGAACGCCCAGCCUUCCGUACCUGUGCUGCAAAUCCGACGGAUUCGCGUGAAAGCCGGAGAAACGCAGAAGAAGUUCACCUUCUGUGCCCAAGACCCGUCUAAAACGGAAAUUUCUCCCGGCGAAUCGCUAACGUUUGUCAAGUGUCGCGAUGGCUGGGAAGUGAAAGCAAGAAAACGGCUGCCCAUGUAAAGCCCUGACCACUUGAUGCACCACCACCACCACCACGGGGACCCAACACGGCUAAAGCGAAGGAGCACCGCCUUCGCGUUAACUGAGCACUUUUUCAGAAGGAAGGAAGGAAGGAAGGAAGGAAGGAAGGAACAACGCACAGCGGGCGGAGUUUGAGGUGUCGGACAUUUGAAAGUUCACCCCAAUGGUUGGUUCCCGGAAACUCCGAGCGCUUGCUCGCUCCUGCGCUGAGAGGCCGGCCGGCCGAGCUGGGACUGAGGUCAAGGGCGGGCGGGCGGUCUUAAAAGAUCACUCGAGAGAGUUACGGAGGAAUGUGAGCUUGAAUAUCAGUGGGUGGAAAUACACCGGCUAUUGUAGUCUCUGUACUGUAUAUUUUAAACAUUUUGUUUUUUAAUUUAUGGAGAACAAAAUUGAAGCACUGCAAGACCAAUGUUAUUUAUCAUAGCACAUCCCAUAAUAGUGUCUGUCGUCGACUGGAUUCCUGGAUGCAGUAAUUGUGUGUGAUUGCGAGUGUGCCUUUCUGCUGCUGAGUGAGAUUAGCCAUACACUGUACAUUUGGAAGAGAUCCCCAUCUCAUUGCACACGGUGGCGACUUUGUGCAAUGCUUUGUGUUACUGUACGUUCUGUGGGCUGGUGCCUUGAUGUACAAAAUGUAAAUAACCUUUUGAAAAAUAAAACCAAUUCACCCAU
Syngnathus acus (greater pipefish) is the source of this 2460-nucleotide messenger RNA. RefSeq names its product lipase, endothelial (gene lipg). Gene Ontology annotation, biological process: lipid metabolic process. Lineage: Eukaryota; Metazoa; Chordata; Actinopteri; Syngnathiformes; Syngnathidae. The transcript has 10 exons. The record is from RefSeq and is a predicted model, not a curated record. Bases 313 to 1770 code for a protein of 485 amino acids. Gene Ontology annotation, molecular function: protein binding; lipoprotein lipase activity.